Molecule: messenger RNA, 255 nt
Organism: Geosmithia morbida
Lineage: Eukaryota; Fungi; Ascomycota; Sordariomycetes; Hypocreales; Bionectriaceae
Exons: 2
Coding region: 1-255 (84 amino acids)
Source: RefSeq, a predicted model, not a curated record
AUGGCUGGACAGCUCUCAUGUGUGCUGUCGUUUUUGGCUCUAAAUUUCGCGGAGGUUCUCCUCAGCAAGGGCGAGGCGGUCGACCUGACGGCUCUCGAGCGGAGGUAUAACUUCCAGCGCACGUCGUCGACGAUGGCCGCCAUAGCGGGAUAUGGUUCUACCGCGGAGACACUCCUCGACAAUGGCGCUUCUGUUGACGCAAAAGACGGAAAAUGGCCAGACCUCGCUGUCAUGGGCAACUCGGAGAGGGCAUAA